Aspergillus clavatus NRRL 1 is the source of this 1884-nucleotide messenger RNA. Its product is annotated as YdiU domain protein. Bases 1 to 1884 code for a protein of 627 amino acids. Lineage: Eukaryota; Fungi; Ascomycota; Eurotiomycetes; Eurotiales; Aspergillaceae. The transcript is spliced from 5 exons. The record is from RefSeq and is a predicted model, not a curated record.
AUGCGAAACCGGUUGAGUCUGAUGGCCUCCCAACUUUCGAGUAGCGCCGCCGGUGCUUCUAUCAUGGAGAUUCCAAAAUCCAAUAUGUUCACAACGAAGCUGCCUCCUGAUCCGGCCUUUGAAACCCCGGAGUCCUCUCACAGAGCGCCCAGAGAGGCUCUCGGGCCUCGCCUGGUGAAAGGAGCUAUGUACACCUUUGUUCGGCCGGAACCAUCAGAGGAGACCGAGCUUCUGGGAGUCAGCCAGAAAGCGAUGAGGGAUCUUGGCCUCAAAGAUGGCGAGGAACUAACACCCCAAUUUCAAGCGCUAGUCUCUGGAAAUAAAAUUUGCUGGAAUGAACGAGAGGGAGGAGUAUACCCCUGGGCCCAGUGUUAUGGAGCGUUGACAAGAUACAGUGGCUCAUGGGCCGGGCAGCUCGGUGACGGGCGUGCAAUUAGUCUCUUCGAGUGCACCAACCCUGAAACAAAUCGCCGAUUUGAACUACAGUUGAAAGGGGCGGGAAAGACGCCGUAUUCGCGCUUCGCAGAUGGAAAAGCUGUACUUCGGUCGAGCAUUCGUGAAUUCAUUGUAUCAGAGGCUUUAUCGGCCCUCGGUGUGCCUACUACCCGAGCAUUGUCAAUAACUCUGCUCCCGAAGUCGAAGGUUUUGCGUGAGCGCAUAGAGCCUGGUGCAAUCGUCGCUCGAUUUGCGGAGUCCUGGCUAAGAAUCGGAAGCUUCGAUCUUCCGCAUGCGCGUGGUGAUCGGGACUUGAUCAGAAAGUUAGCCACGUAUAUUGCCGAAGACGUGUUUGGGGGCUGGGAUUCUUUGCCGGCCGCCGUGUCGUUGGGCCAGGGCCAUCCGUCUGAUGCGGCCGACAACCCCGGCAGAGGCAUUCCCCGGGAUCGUGUGCAAGAGCACCAAGGCGUAGCAGAAAACCGCUUUGCAAGAACAUACCGAGAGAUCGUGCGACGCAACGCGAAGACCGUGGCUGUCUGGCAGGCCUACGGCUUCAUGAAUGGCGUGCUGAACACUGACAAUACAUCAAUCUAUGGGCUAUCGCUCGAUUUCGGCCCAUUCGCCUUCAUGGACAAUUUCGACCCACACUAUACUCCAAAUCACGACGAUCACCUCUUAAGAUACUCGUACAAAAACCAACCUACUAUUAUAUGGUGGAAUCUGGUUCGGCUCGGAGAGGCCCUGGGAGAGCUGAUGGGUGCUGGUGACAAGGUUGACGAGGAGUGGUUUCUGAAGGACCGGUUGACCGAGGAAACUACUCCACCAGUCGUGAAACUUGCUGAGACUAUCAUUGAACGGGCAGGUGAUGAGUAUAAAACCGUGUUCCUGAACGAAUACAAACGCUUGAUGAGCCGACGGCUAGGUCUGAGAACUCAGAAAGAAUCGGACUUCCAGGAGUUGUUCUCAGAAAUGCUCGACACUUUGGAGGCUUUGGAGCUGGACUUCAACCAUUUUUUCCGUCGACUCUCCAACAUCCCGCUUUCUGAUAUCGAAUCCAAGGAGCAAAGAAGAGAUAUAGCACACGUUUUCUUCCACAGGGAGGGAUUCGGUGGUGUUGGAGACACCGAAGAUUCUGCAAGGGAACGCAUCAGCAAGUGGCUUGCAAGUUGGAGAAUCCGGAUUCUUGAGGACUGGGGCAUGGAGCAUGACACAGAACGACAGAAAGCUAUGAGAGACGCCAAUCCAAAGUUCUUACCUCGCGGAUGGAUUCUCGAUGAAGUUAUUGAGCGAGUAGAACGCAAGGGUGACCGGGAAAUUCUUGGGUUUGUCAUGCAGAUGGCACUCGAUCCCUUCAAGGAAGACUGGGGGCUGGACAAGGACGAGGAGGAACGGCUCUGUGGCGACGUUCCCAGAUUCAAGAGGGCCAUGAUGUGCAGCUGCAGCUCAUAG